Serinus canaria (Common canary) is the source of this 4906-nucleotide messenger RNA. RefSeq names its product Rho GTPase activating protein 24 (gene ARHGAP24). Gene Ontology annotation, biological process: signal transduction; wound healing, spreading of epidermal cells; activation of GTPase activity. The transcript is spliced from 7 exons. The record is from RefSeq and is a predicted model, not a curated record. Gene Ontology annotation, molecular function: GTPase activator activity. The coding region runs from base 682 to 2649 and encodes 655 amino acids. Lineage: Eukaryota; Metazoa; Chordata; Aves; Passeriformes; Fringillidae. Gene Ontology annotation, cellular component: focal adhesion.
GGGAGAGCUGCUGGUAGUUGGAAGGCAGUGAAACAAGCGAGAAGCCCGUGAGAGCAUCACACGAGGAGCUGGCCGUAUAAAAGGACUUCUGAGAGAAACCUGGUAUGGACAAACAGACUUUCGGGCAAAGGGACUGUUAUUUUUGCUUCUCACUGCAGAAAUAAAGGGUGCCAGCGAGGAGUGUUGUAUCAUGAAGGAUUCUUCCGUGGUCUUUUUGGUAUUGUUCUUCUCUUUCCCCUUGCACGCCGCACAGUGCUGAGCUUCUGCUGUGGAAUUAGAGUCUCUGCUACUCAGCCUCCUGUUCAGCCAGGAGGAAAAGGUCUUUCUCCCGUCCAUCUGUGCAGGCGCUUCUGUUUGAAUGGAAGAUAGAUCUUUUUGCUGAAACUCUUUUGUUGUGACAUUGCAUAAUAGGCAGUUGUCUCACUGCAGGAAAUAAAAGAAACUAAAGGAAAUAGAUGGAAGGAAAUUGUUCCCCAAAGCAAAACUGAAGCAGGGAAGAGAACAUCAAAAUCGUUUCAAGCCCUACCCAAGAUCUAGAAGACCACAAAUCUCCUAGCUCCAGAGGAAAAUACACUAUUACAAAAACUCCUCAGCAGUCUGUAACGAUGAGCAAUCGUGGUGUUUUGUCUGGAUGCUGCUGGUAAAGGAGAGCUUUGGAGGGACGUGCUGGCUCUGGCCUGUAUGAUGCCUGAAGACAGGAAUGCUGGAGUCCGCAGCCCAGGUGCCUUAGCAGCAGCUCCCUUCAUUCCCAAAACUACUUACAGGAGAAUCAAGCGGUGCUUUAGUUUCCGCAAAGGUAUUUUUGGGCAGAAGCUGGAAGACACUGUGCGGUACGAGAAGCGCUAUGGGAACCGCCUGGCUCCCAUGCUGGUGGAGCAGUGCGUGGACUUCAUCCGCCAGCGGGGGCUGAAGGAGGAGGGCCUUUUCCGACUGCCUGGGCAGGCCAAUCUCGUCAAGGAGCUACAGGAUGCCUUUGACUGUGGAGAAAAGCCUUCUUUUGACAGCAACACAGAUGUGCACACUGUGGCUUCACUGCUCAAGCUGUACCUAAGGGAACUCCCAGAACCAGUUGUACCAUAUGCAAAAUAUGAAGAUUUUCUUUCCUGUGCCAAAAUGCUCAGCAAGGAGGAAGAAACGGGCCUGAAGGAACUGGUGAAGCAAGUGAAGAGCCUGCCAGCUGUCAAUUACAAUCUGCUGAAAUACAUCUGUAGAUUCCUUGAUGAAGUGCAGUCGUAUUCAGGUGUAAACAAAAUGAGUGUACAAAACCUGGCUACAGUUUUUGGGCCCAACAUCCUGCGCCCCAAAGUGGAAGAUCCUCUGACUAUCAUGGAAGGUACAGUAGUAGUCCAGCAGCUCAUGUCAGUGAUGAUUAGCAAACAUGAAGAGCUGUUUCCCAAGGAUGUUGACCCUCAGAUGGGACCUGAGGUGUGCAACAACAACAAUGAAAUUCCAAAGAAAACCACUGCAGGGCAGCUACAGAACAAAGAGAACAACAAUACCAAGGAGACGGCAGUGAGGCGCUGCUCGUGGGACACACCCGAGUCUCCCCAAAGGGGAAGCAUGGACUGUGAGUCUCCAACUGCUCUGCCAGGCAGCAAGACAAACAGCCCCAGGAACAGCAUCCAGAAACCAGAUGUCACCAGGAGCCCGCCACUCAUGGUGAAAAAAAAUCCUGCUUUUAAUAAAGGUAGCGGCAUAGUCACCAACGGGUCCUUCAGCAGCUCUGUGGAGGGCCCGGAGAAGAGCCAGGCGGUCCCAAACUGCUCCCUGCAAGCCAGGAGAACGUCGUCCCUGAAAGGGCCGGUGACCAAGAUGGGCACCCACAGCGUGCAGAACGGCGGGGUGCGCAUGGGCGUGUCCAGCACGGACGGGCAUGGCAACAGCCUCGGCAGCCGCAGCCCGGGCUGGGCGCCCAAUGGCUACGUCACCCUGAGGGACAACAAGCAGAGGGAGCCAUCGGUGGCCGAGUCAGGCCAGCACAACAGGCUUUCCACCUAUGACAAUGUCCACCAGCAGUUCUCCAUGGUGAACUCUGAUGACAAACAGAGUGUGGACAGUGCCACCUGGUCCACGUCCUCGUGUGAAAUAUCCCUCCCUGAGCACUCCAACUCCUGUCGCUCAUCCACCACCACCUGCCCUGAGCAGGACUUUUAUGCGGGUAACUUCGAAGACUCUGUGCUGGAUGGGCCACCCCAUGAAGAGCUCUCUAACCCGGGUGACUAUGAGAACAAAAGUGACAGGAGGAGUGUGGGGGGCCACAGCAGCCGAGCCACCAGCAGCAGCGAUAACAGUGAAACAUUUGUGCCCAACAGUACCAACAACCACAGUGCUUUGCACAGCCUGGUGUCCAGCUUGAAGCAAGAAAUGGCCAAGCAAAAAAUAGAAUAUGAGACAAGGAUAAAAAGCCUGGAGCAGAGAAAUCUCACCCUGGAGACUGAAAUGAUGGCCCUGCACGAAGAGCUGGAUCAAGAGCGGAAGAAGUUCACAAUGGUAGAAAUCAAAAUGCGUAACGCAGAGCGGGCGAAGGAGGAUGCAGAGAAGAGGAAUGAUAUGUUGCAGAAGGAAAUGGAGCAGUUUUUCUCUACUUUUGGGGAAUUGACAGUGGAGUCUCGCAGACCAGAAAGAGGCAACACCAUCUGGAUCCAGUGAGCUGUGGAAGCAUAGGCUGUGGGACUUGAGGAAGGGCUUGGGGGUAUUAUACUGUAUCAGGUGGCUGGUCACCUGUCUGAGGCUAGUACUCAACAAAAUGUUACAAACCCUUGAAGGAGGAAAUCAUACAUACAUUAAGCAGUCAUAUCUACAGUGUGUACUUACCAAGUUAUACUCUUUGAAUGCUUCAUGAGACUACUGUCAAGUGUUACAACUGGAUAUGUGUAUAUAAAUUUAAAAACCACCUUAUAGCAAGAGAUGUAUCUGAAGAAAUAUUUUAAUGCAAGUCUUGUAUUUAAACUGUUAAAUUGAGAUGUUGUUGCAAUCAAGCUUUAUAUAAAGGCUUUUCUCCCUUGCACUUAACAUAAUAAGCUAUUUUUGGCAUUGUGUUACCAUCAGCUUAUUUUGUAUAUCAAAUGGGUUUUUUUUGUUUUUGUUUUGUUACCCCUUUUGCUGGGGAGUGAAGAUAAACAGAUAUGUUAAGGUAAAUGUGUGGAUGGUUAGCCCUGAUUUGCGUCGCUUCCAAAUGUAGCAGGAUUGAGAAACUGAAGUAUGACUGAAGUAUGCCACAGGAAAAAUAAAGCAAUACUGCUUUCACAGAAUUGAUGGCCAGGGGACCAAGUUCUAGGGCACCCCAUUGUUAAAUAACAAGUGAGGAUAUGAAGUUAGCCUGGACUGGGGACAGUGACAGAGGGGUAAACAGCUGCUUGGGAACAAAGAACUGCUUGCUGUUUGGGAGCAAAGAUGAGUGACCGAAUAAGAAGUUGGGGAAAGGGGGACUUAAGGAGAAGUUCAUCACAUGACCAGAGUUUUUGGUGUAACUUUAAGAAGCCCUGUGCCUCAUCACUGCAGUUUAGAGCAGGGAUAUAAAUCAGUUAUUCACACCAUAUUUGCAUCUGACUUACCUCUGCACUCUGGGUGAAGGUAAGUCCUUUUUGUAGUGCUGGUGAAGGCUCACACAGGGAGGUUUAACUGGGGAUUCUGGUAACCUUAUCGGUGUGAUGGGUAUAAAAAAAAAUAAUAAAAUAAAUGUCCAUGGUAGAAGCUACUGGGGCAGCUGGCAACAAAUAGUAAAUAAGGAAGAAAACACACCAACAUAUUCACCACUUGUAUUUACAGUGUAUAUUAACAAGUUAUCACACUGUCAUGAAUGCUUCAAGAGAUUAUUGUCAAGUGUUACAACUGUGAAAGUUCCAGGCUCUCGGCAUCACCAGGGGAGCACCUAGAGGGAACAGCCUGGAGCGUCACAGCAGGCAGAGUGCCAGUGGAAAAGAAACAGCAGAGCCAUCCUGUAAAUUAAUAACUUGUUUGGCAUCUUUAAACACAGUAAGUAUAACCUGUAUUUUCUACACCAUGUUAAGGAUGUUUGGUUUUAACUUAGGGUUUAGGGCUGCAAGCAGUACUAUUAGGGAGGGUUGUUGAGACAUCUUGGCUUCCCUCUAGUGUCUCUUAAAUAUAUUGCAAUUAGUUUUUAAUUCCAGCUGAAAAAGAAUGAUUUAGGUGCCUUCAAAGAACCUUCUUCGUUAUAGUAUGGAUAUUAAACAAGUAUUAAUUGGGUGUGGGAAUUAAACUGGGAAGCAAACUGGGAAGUUUUAAAUUUCAGAGAAAUAUAGAGCAUUACAUGUGGUAUUAGUGGACACAUUGUUUGUGUGUGGUGAGGUUCAAAGUCCUGUCAGGGCAGCUGCUGUAUUGAUUGCUGUGAACAUGUCCAGUGCAGCUACAAUCUGUGUAUAAAUUGGGAAAAAUCAGACAGGGAGAGAUCAAUGUAUGAGUUGCAUGUUUUACAUCAGUUAGCAGCAAUCACAACGUGUAGCCACAAUGGUGAGAGAAGGAAACAGAUUCCUAUGUUAAUUCUGUUUUUUUAAAUUGGAUGAGAGACCUUGAUAACUGAUGCAGUAGGCUUCACAAUUUUAGCAGUAUCUGACAUCUGUUGACAUGAUAUCAAAGUCUUUGAGAUAAGUAUUUUCUUAACUGGAAUUCCUUUAUUUACAGUAGAUGUACACAGUAGUGAAUGCUUCUAUAAAACCUUGUGUUAGGCAAGAUUUGUCUGUUUGUUUGAAGCUUACCUUCAUGUUUCAAAAGGUAUUUCAUACAGUUCCUCAAAGAAUGUUCAAAUACCAGUUACAUGGCUAAGUACUGACACCCAAAUUUCCUGCUUUGAAGUCCAGAACAAGACUUCACUGUCUUGCAGAAGUCAUCUAUGCAGAGGGGGAACUUAAGCAGGCACAGCAAACUUAGAAAAUACCAUUGACAGCAG